Molecule: messenger RNA, 1344 nt
Organism: Mastomys coucha (southern multimammate mouse)
Lineage: Eukaryota; Metazoa; Chordata; Mammalia; Rodentia; Muridae
Gene: Ankrd37
Product: ankyrin repeat domain 37
Exons: 4
Coding region: 204-686 (160 amino acids)
Molecular function (GO): protein binding
Source: RefSeq, a predicted model, not a curated record
GCCGCUGGCUGAGGGGCUGGGAAAAACACGCUGUGCAGAACUAGGCCGUGGGGGAGGCUCCCAGGCUGGGGAGUGGCCGCCUCCCUGCAGGUCCCCGAGAGCUUUAAAUUCUCCUGAACUGGGGCAGCCCCGUGCACUCUUACCGGCUAGUGUCGUCUCUCUGAACUCCUGGGGGUACACUUGUCAUCAGCUUCAGGUGGGCGAUGCUGUUGCUUGGUUGCAACUUGGAGGAGGAUGGCCUUAAGAAUUUGCUGGAGACAGGAGCAUCAAUCAACGCGCCCCCAGAUCCCCAGGAGCAGUCGCCUGUUCACUUAGCUGCAGGUGGCAGCUUUGCUUGCUUUCUUCUCUGGCAGGGGCAAACAGGCGCUGACCUCAAUCAACAGGAUGUUUUGGGAGAAACUCCACUCCACAAGGCAGCCAAAGUUGGAAGCCUGGAAUGCCUUAGCCUCCUUGUAGCCAGUGAUGUCCAGAUUGACGUAUGCAAUAAGAAUGGGCAAACAGCUGAAGAUCUUGCUUGGUCAUGUGGCUUUCCAGAAUGUGCCAGGUUUUUAACAAUGAUUAAAUGCAUGCAGACAGCAAAAUCAUCAGGUGAGCAAGCCGAGCGUGACUCCUAUGCUCCAGUGCUGAGACAGAAGCGGAGCUUCAGAACUGUGGAGAGCAGAAUGUCGAAGAGAAAGUGUUGGUAAGUGCCUCACGGCUGCUGCCGGUCUUCUCCUUUAGGGAUCUCUCUCCUGGCAUAGCUUAUUGUUGUACUUAAUAUUGGCAUUCUGACCUAAGGUCCAGUAUAUUUUUGCUUUUUAAAAUUUUAUCAUUGGUUAUAGAAGCUGCUUACCAGCUUCUAGAGACCAGUUUGUCCUGUAUGGUAGGGAUUUGGGGAGAGAUCUUUUUAAAGUUUUUUAAGGUUGUGUACUUGUGUGCCUGUGUGUGUGCAGGCCAGGAGAGGCCCCGGGAUCCCUUAGAUCCGGGAGGCCAGGCCAGGCAUUUGUAGUAUGUCAGGCUUGUUGCUUGGGAGCUGGGAAACAAGCUCCAGUCCUCAGGAACAUACAGCAAGCACACCUACCACUGGGCCAUUUCUCAGGUCCCAGUAAAAAUGUUUUUAGUUUCAGCAUGAUUUUUUUUCUCCCGAAACAGAUGUCUUGUUGGGCAAGAGGAAAGAAGAGGCUUGAGGAAGGGCUUCACUUCAGACAGAUCUACAAGCCAUUGCUUUGGCUUAUCACAUGGCAAAACUCCUGCGGAGGAAAACUUUCUUCUAAGUGAAGAGAACAUUCAUGAAUACAUGUAUUUACAUGACUACAAUAUUUUGGAUAUGCAUGCUUUUUUUACUUAACUUAUUAAAAGAAUAUU